AAAUACACAUUGCAUACGCUAGACAAAGGCAAAUACCAAGGCAAACAAACAAACAAAAUCUUGAGAUGAAUUUGACUCUUCCAAUGAAAAAACAAAAUUUUCUGCUGAUCAUCUCAUUGUUGAUAUUAUUAUCAUUACGUCAUCAAGAUUAUCACAUUGAAGCACAAAAUUCAGACAAAGUAGUUAACCUUCCUGAACAACCAUCGAGUCCAAAGGUCUCUCAUUUCUCAGGUUAUGUCAACGUCAAUCAAGAAAAUACACGUUCACUCUUCUUUUGGUUCUUCGAAGCCUUGUCUGAAUCUCCUUCAACAAGACCGUUAGUUCUCUGGCUUAAUGGAGGUCCAGGAUGUUCAUCUAUUGGAUAUGGAGCAGCAUCUGAAUUAGGACCUUUUCGUGUUGUUGAAAAUGGGACAAGCCUUAGUUUCAAUCAAUACUCUUGGGUCCAAGAAGCGAAUAUGUUGUUUUUAGAAUCACCAGUUGGAGUAGGGUUUUCGUACACGAACUCAUCUUCCGAUUUGGACAACCUCAACGACGCUUUCGUUGCGGAAGAUGCAUACAACUUCAUGGUUGCUUGGUUUGCAAGGUAUCCCCAAUAUAAGUCUCGUGAUUUCUUCAUAGCUGGUGAAAGCUAUGCCGGUCAUUACGCACCUCAGCUAGCCGAGAUUAUAUACGAUCGGAACAAAAUUAAGCCAAAGGACUCCUUCAUUAAUCUCAAAGGCUUCAUAUGUAACGUAAAUCCAAUGCGACCGACUUUUUCUUGGGAAAAAAGAACUCUUUCUUUGAUUGUGGAUCCCUUAGUGAGAUGGUACGAAGGAUACGAUCCUUGUUACUCUAAUUACGCUGAAAAAUAUUUCAAUAGGGUCGAUGUUCAAUCGUCUCUUCAUGCCAUUACACGAAAUGUACCAAGAUGGAAAGUUUGCAAUGAUUCAAUAUUGCAAACGUACCAUUUUACAGUCUCCUCAAUGUUGCCUACAUACAGUAAGCUCAUCAAAGCUGGCCUCAAGAUAUGGGUUUAUAGUGGAGAUGCGGACGGGAGAGUGCCGGUGAUCGGGAGUAGGUAUUGUGUUGAAGCUUUAGGGCUUUCCGUUAAAUCCGAUUGGCGUUCUUGGUUCCACAAUCAUCAGGUGGGAGGGAGGAUAACGGAGUACGAAGGAGGGUUAACGUUCGUAACGGUAAGAGGAGCUGGACACUUGGUUCCUCUCAAUAAACCUGAAGAAGCUCUCGCUCUUUUCCGGUCCUUCCUUAACGGCCAGGAACUUCCCUCACGCCCCUAGACAAUAUCGCUAUACAGUAUCAUAAUAUUGUACUCUCUUUUUUUUUUUUUUAAUAACCGAUGAGUAUAAAAAAAAUACAUUCAUAAAUAAUAAAUCCAUGUCGCAUAAUGUAUAACAUGUUUCUUCUCA
Camelina sativa (false flax) is the source of this 1403-nucleotide messenger RNA. NCBI's taxonomy places the organism in Eukaryota, Viridiplantae, Streptophyta, Magnoliopsida, Brassicales, Brassicaceae. The record is from RefSeq and is a predicted model, not a curated record.